AUGACAUCAUAUUUUUCAGGGAUACCUUUCCCUUUAUUAAUACUAUAUUCAUCUUUAACACUUAUUGUAUCAUUUCAAAUAGUAAGAAUUCUUUACAAUAAGCAUAAUAUAUUUUCAUUUAGAUUUGGAUUUCUAUUACUUGGAUUUAUAUGGGGAUUAUUAAGAGCAAUAUUUUGGGGAUUUUUUGAUAUUUUUAGUUCAAAUAAAGCAGUUUUAACUACCUUUUUUUUAAUUCCAAUCAAUAUUCAAUUCGCAACAUUUUCACUUUUAGUUUUAUUUUAUGCUCAUGUAGUACAUAGAACAACAUGGGAAAGAUUCACUAGGAUGAGAUUCACAAUAGUUUAUUCAUCUGUCAAUAUAAUUUUAUUAGUUUUACAAAUUGCAUUUUAUGGUUGGAAGUUAAGAAUUAUUAAGCAAAAUACAAAUCGUCAUUUACAAUCUCAAUUACCAUUAUCAAUUAUACCAAUUACAUUUUUCAUAUUUUUAUGUUUUACAAGUAGAUGUGUUUAUGAUUUUAUUGCAGCAUUUGGAAAAGUUAAUAUAUCAUUAAGUGAUCAAUUAUCAUUAAGAGAGAAUUUAACCGUUUUCUUUACAUAUUUAGUAUGGGAGAUUUUACCAUAUAUUUUAAUUUUAGUUUUAUUUUGGAGAAUACCAACCACUCAUAUCGGUGGUCUAGCCAGAAGAAAUAAAAAUGUUAAUUCAUUUGCAUAUCCACCUCAAACAGCUGUCAUACCCGGUAGAAUCAUUCAACAACAACCUUCAAGAUUAUUUUUGGAUCCACAACGUUAUGAUUCCGAUGAUGAAACCACAAAUUUAUUGCACAAAGGAAGUCCUGUAUUAUAUAGUGGUAGACAUUCACCUUAUUCUACUACACCUAUUUCUGGUUCAAGUGAAUAA
This is a messenger RNA of Dictyostelium discoideum AX4, 897 nucleotides long. RefSeq lists its product as hypothetical. The record is from RefSeq and is a predicted model, not a curated record. The transcript is spliced from 4 exons. Gene Ontology annotation, cellular component: lysosomal membrane; endomembrane system. Bases 1 to 897 code for a protein of 298 amino acids. NCBI's taxonomy places the organism in Eukaryota, Evosea, Eumycetozoa, Dictyosteliales, Dictyosteliaceae.